AUGGCGGCCAGGCUGCUGGAGGCAGUGGACCUGCAGUGCUGGACCAACAACCAGCAGCACCGCAGCCAGGAGAUGGACACCGAGCGGCUGAUCCUGCGCCGCGGGCAGCCCUUCUCCCUCACGGCCCACAGCGCCGGGCCGCCCCCACAGCCCCCGGCCCGCCGGCUCGCCAUCGUCCUGCACCUGGGUAGAGACGGCGAUACUGUGAUCAAGGUGUCUGACUCCCGCGGCCCAGCAGGACAGUGGUGGUUCAGUGUGCAGCCUGCACAGGGUGAGCUCCUGCUCACUGUGCACAGCCCCCCGGACGCCCCAGUGGGGUACUACAGGAUGAACAUUGUGGUGCUCGACUCUGACGGACUCAUCCUCCAGCAGAUGCCAGCUGGCAGCUUCUUCCUGCUCUUCAACCCGUGGUGCAAAGAUGAUGCAGUACACCUGUCAGGUGAGGAGCAGUUACAGGAGUAUAUUAUGAAUGAGAGUGGGCUGCUGUUCCAAGGCUCCUGGGACCAGAUCAACACCCUGCCUUGGGAUUUUGGACAGUUUGAGAGGGACGUGGUGGACAUCUGCUUCCAAAUCCUGGACAACUCCCCGGCGGCGCUGAGGAACCCCCGGGCCGACGCUCUGAGCAGGAGCGACCCUGUCUACGUCAGCAGGACCGUCACGGCUAUGGUCAACGCCAACGAUGACCGGGGCGUGGUGUCGGGGCGCUGGGAUGGAGAUUACUCAGACGGGGUGGCGCCCACACGCUGGACGGGCAGCGUGGCGAUCCUGCGGCGCUGGAGCCGCGGUGGGGCACAGAGAGUCCAGUACGGACAGUGCUGGGUCUUCUCUGGGGUGGCCUGCACAGUGCUGCGCUGUCUGGGGAUCCCCACUCGCUGUGUGACCAACUACUCCUCCGCCCACGACACCGACGGGAACCUGACUGUGGAUCAGUGCUACAACGAGCAGCUGGAGAGUCUCCCCGCGGCCGGGAAGGACAUGAUCUGGAAUUACCACUGCUGGGUGGAGUCCUGGAUGGCACGGCCCGACCUGCCCAGGGAUUACUGGGGCUGGCAGGUCCUGGAUCCCACCCCCCAGGAGCGGAGCGACGGCGUUUUCUGCUGCGGCCCCUGCCCGGUCCGAGCGGUCAAGGAGGGCGACGUGGACGUGAAGUACGACGCGCCCUUCGUCUUCUCGGAGGUGAACGCGGACCUGGCGUGCUGGGUGGUGCGGGCGGACGGCGGGCGCUCCCGGGCAGCCCUGCAGCGCCACUCCGUGGGCAGGAACAUCAGCACCAAGAGCAUCUACGGGGAGCAGAGGGAGGACCUCACCCACCACUACAAAUACCCCGAGGGCUCUGCAAUGGAGAGGCAGGUGUACGCGAAGGCCGGGAGGAAGCUGGCUCUGCGGGGCUCCGGGGCCGGGCAGCUGGAGCUGGGCAUCAAGCAGCCCCAGGCGGUGCACGGCAGCGACUUCGACGUCUACGUGCAUGUGCGGAACCGGGGCGGCGAGGACGAGCGCGGCCAGCUCACCGUCAUCGCUCGGGCCGUCACCUACAACGGCAUCCGCCUGGGGGAGUGCCACAGGAAGACCACCAGCCUCGCCCUCCCCGCGGGUGCCGCUCACAGGGAGGUGCUGAGAGUGCGGUAUGAACAGUACGGGGAGCGUCUCUCUGAGCACCACCUGAUCAGAGUCACCGCGCUGGUGGAGCCCCACGGCCGCCCUGACGUCACCCUGCACGAGAUCAACAUCCCGCUCAGCGUGCCCCGGCUCGUCGUCAAGGUCAUCGGGGAGGCGGUGGUGUCCCAGCCGCUGAAGGCCCAGAUCACCUUCGUCAACCCCCUCCCUGUCACCCUGAGAGGCGGGGUGUUCACCACAGAGUGUGCUGGGGUGAGUUCUUCGCCUGUCCUGACUGACUCCCUGGCUCUGUCUUCCAGCGAGGAGAUCGGACCGGGCCAGACGCUCACCGUGCAGGUUUCCUUCAAGCCCUCCAAGCCCGGACUCCGGACGCUCCUGGUGGACUUCGACACCGACAAGCUGAAAGAUGUCAAAGGUCUCGCCAAGGUCAUAGUGCGGCCCAAAGCCCAGUGAGAGAAACAGGCUGCAAGACUCUUCUUUUUUUGCCUGAGGAUAUUAACAGCUGUACACUAUAAAACCAUAAAACUGCCGCAGCGAACAGAAUCGAGCAGAUUAAUUGUUUGCAUCUCAAUGUGGGCUCUAAAAAGUCUCUGAAAGCUUUUCUUUGGUGUGUAAAAAAUAACUUUUAAAUGCUUCUGAUCACUGUAGGUGACAAUUGUUUAUACACUGAAUUAUAAACUUUAUCAUUUAUACUAAAAGCCAUUAAAAUAUUAUAUUUGA
This is a messenger RNA of Lepisosteus oculatus (spotted gar), 2334 nucleotides long. NCBI's taxonomy places the organism in Eukaryota, Metazoa, Chordata, Actinopteri, Semionotiformes, Lepisosteidae. The record is from RefSeq and is a predicted model, not a curated record.